Clarias gariepinus (North African catfish) is the source of this 1484-nucleotide messenger RNA. Its product is annotated as dendritic cell-specific transmembrane protein. The record is from RefSeq and is a predicted model, not a curated record. The transcript has 4 exons. NCBI's taxonomy places the organism in Eukaryota, Metazoa, Chordata, Actinopteri, Siluriformes, Clariidae. Bases 36 to 1484 code for a protein of 482 amino acids. Gene Ontology annotation, cellular component: membrane.
CAGCUUGUGUCCUCUCAGGUGAGAAGAAGCCAACAAUGAACUUACACAAAUUGAAAACGAGCCUGAAGACAACUUCAUCCAGGAUUUCUUCGCUCUACACAACAAAGAGCGAAAUGACCUGGAGUGAGAAGUUCCUUUUGCUUAUCUCCUGCCUUAUCACCAGUUUCAUUUUGGCAGUUUUUUUCAUGCUUGGUCUCCGCUUCCCCUUAAAAAUUAGCACUGAGAUCUCACUUACUACCACUGCAGUGUUUUGGCUUUGCCUUACGCUAGCCAUGUGGUUAUCUCCAAAUGUCCGCUGUUUUGGAAUUCUGUUCCUGAUGUCCAUCAGCCUGAAACAAGGCAAGAAACAGCUCCUUACAGCUGGGACAACAGUAGUGAUCAUCUUAACAAUCCAGAACACUCUGAUGAACCUGAAGGGACUUGGAAAAAGCUUUGUUUGCAAUUUGGAGGAAAAGCGUUUUGCCAUUGACCUAGCACCACUCAGCAACUUUAUCUCCAUGUUAAAAUGGGUCGCGGUCAAUCUCAAAAACGGCCUGAUCAAUUUAACGGGUGGCACUUAUGACACUGACUUUAACCUGAAGCCGACUGUGCAUUCAGAAGAGUUUGUGAAGAAAAUAUCCGAAGCUCAGAAAUUCAUGAACAACACUGCAGAGAGUGUGUUGGUUGUGGUUGAUGGAAUAUCAUUUAUAGGAAAGAAAAUAUCUCCAGUUUUAGGGGUCUUGAUACUCGUUAUUGCGACGGUGCUUUAUCUGAGGAGGUUUCGCAUGGAAGAGAACCGAAAGCAAAAAUAUGUGUUGAUUACAAAGAAAUUCUUGAAGUAUGAUGAAAGUCAAAGAUUACAGGGAAAGCCUUCGGUUUUGCCCCUGACCAAGAAGGAGUCGAAACGUUACAUCGUUGUUCCCUCUGCACAUAUAACCAAAAAGGAUAUGAAAACCAUGAUGAAAUUUAGCCUGUCGAUUGUAACCCAUAGUUUGGCCUGGCUCUUCUUUGUAGCCCUCGAUGCUCUUAUUUAUUGGAUUAUUGUUGUAUUGAGCAAACGAUUAGAAGAGCUGAAGCCACUCCAUGUUCCGGUGUUACUAAAAGUGGAGGAAGGAACUUACUUUAUCGGCAUUAACGUGGAACGUGGGCAAAAUGUCUAUGACUUUUCCUUCGAUGUACCCAUUUUUGAAAAGAAGUGCUUGCCGGCGCCAGAACUGUGGCUCAACUAUUCACUAUCCAGUCUGUUAGUCAUCCUCGGCGUGCUGGUUCUUCUGGUUGUGGUGUCUUCAAAGCUCAGUCAGUUGAGACUCAUCGUGUCUGAGCAAUUCUAUGCAGAAGAAGCAGAGAAGCGGAUUGCCGGACUUCACGCCAAGAUCCUGAAACGACGAUCGAAAUGGACGGCCAAGGAUGCAAAAAGGACCCUGAAAUCAUUCGCCAAACAGCUCAACUUUUGGUUCCCCAUCAUUUUCCGUUAUCAAAACAACAACUAUGAGAAUAAGAUAUAA